Messenger RNA from Mercurialis annua (annual mercury), 511 nucleotides. RefSeq lists its product as uncharacterized. Bases 95 to 376 code for a protein of 93 amino acids. The record is from RefSeq and is a predicted model, not a curated record. The transcript has 3 exons. Lineage: Eukaryota; Viridiplantae; Streptophyta; Magnoliopsida; Malpighiales; Euphorbiaceae.
AUUUUAUUCCUUAUAAAAAAAGAAAUUAGUUUUCUUGGAGAAGGGUUUUUCUUUUGCUCUGCAUUAAUUCUUGAUUCCUAUUCUCUGUCUUUUCAUGGCUGCUUCACGAUGGAUCAGACCUGAGGUAUUUCCUCUGUUUGCAUCUGUUGGUGUGGCUGUUGGCAUCUGUGGGAUGCAAUUAAUCAGAAAUAUCUGCUCCAAUCCUGAUGUCAGGGUGACAAAGGAGAAUAGGGCAGCAGGAAUUCUUGACAAUUUUGCAGAGGGUGAGAAAUAUAAAGAACAUGGCUUAAGGAAAUUUGUUCGUAAUAAGUCUCCUCAGAUCAUGCCAUCUGUCAAUGGCUUUUUUUCUGAUCCUAAUCUGCCAACUUCUAAUUAAGAGAGAACAAAAAAAAUUAAAUAUUUUUGUUGUUUUUUUUCAUUUGAAUUGUAUUAUGAUUCAAUUGCACAUUUGCAAGUUAUUUGAAACAGUAUUGAUUUGAUUCAGUAAUAAUAUUCAAAAUCAAUUUAUGUC